AUGGCUCGAUACCCUCAAGUGUCUACUCAAACCCGGUCGGUGCAUGCCACCGCAGCGCCCUUUGUCAACCACGCCUCGCCAGCUGACGCCAACUACGAUACUGCCAACCCGUCAUACAUCCGCAAGUACCUGCGCACUUACGGCCUCACUCCCCCUCGCGCCGAGGGCUACGAGACCCAAAAGACACGAUGCCUGGCCCAGCUCGGUCUCAAGAACACCCCUAUCGACAAAUUCCUCUACCUCAGCACUCUGCGCAAGAACAAUGUGCACCUAUUCUACCGUCUCGUGACCGACCACCUCAGGGAAUUGACGCCUCUGAUCUACACCCCAGUGGUGGGCGAGGCCUGCCAACGCUGGUCCGAGAUCUACCAGCAACCCGAAGGAAUGUACCUGAGCUGGGAGGAUCGCGGGAAUCUCGCUUCCGUCAUUGCCAAUUGGCCCCAGCCCAAUGUUGAGAUCACAUGUAUCACCGAUGGCUCCCGUAUUCUGGGACUGGGUGAUCUGGGUAUCAACGGCAUGGGUAUCCCCAUUGGCAAGCUUGCUCUGUACACUGCCUGUGCGGGUAUUCGUCCCGAGGCAACCCUGCCUCUGACUCUCGAUCUGGGUACCAGUAACAAGGCCCUCCGGGAAGACCCGCUGUACAUGGGUAGCCGUCGUGACAAGAUCUCCUCCGAGGAGGAGCGGGAGUUCUUGGACGAGCUGAUGGGUGCUCUUACUGAGCGCUGGCCCGGUAUUGUCAUCCAAUUUGAGGAUUUCAAGAACCCCUUCCCCGCUCUUGAGCGUUACCGUGAUCUAUACACCUGCUUCAACGAUGACAUCCAGGGUACUGGCGCUGUCAUCCUCGGCGGUGUCAUCAAUGCUGUCAAGCGCUCCGGUCUGCCCUGCAAGGAGCACCGCGCUGUGUUCUUUGGUGCCGGCAGCGCCGGUGUCGGGGUUGCCCGUCAGAUCGUCGAGUUCUUCAUGCGCGAAGGCAUGACCGAGGACGAGGCCCGCAACUGCUUCUACCUCGUCGACACCAAGGGUCUCGUCACUGCCGACCGCGGUGACAAGCUCGCUGACCACAAGGUCUACUUCGCCCGCCAGGACAACAACGGCGAGCAGUACAAGACCCUCGAGGAGGUCAUUGACCACGUCAAGCCCUCCAUUCUCAUGGGUCUCUCCACUAUGGGAGGUGUCUUCACCCCUGAGAUCCUCCGCAAGAUGGCCGAUUGGAACACCGCCCCUCUCAUCUUCCCCCUCUCCAACCCCUCCUCCAAGUCCGAGUGUGACUUUGAGACGGCCGUCAAGAACACCGACGGCCGCUGCCUCUUCGCCUCCGGUUCCCCCUUCCCCACCUGCACCUUCACCAACUCCGCCGGCGAGACCCGCACCUACUACCCCGGCCAGGGCAACAACAUGUACGUCUUCCCCGGUAUCGGCCUGGGCAGCAUCCUGUCCAAGGCCGUCCGCGUCACCGACAGCAUGAUCUACGCCUCCGGUGAAGCCCUCUCGCAAGCCCUCACCUCCGAGGAGCUUGAGCGUGGCCUCCUCUACCCGGACAUCACCCGCAUCCGCGAGGUCAGCAUCGUUGUCACCCGCAAGGUGAUGCGCGCCGCCCAGGAGGACAAGGUCGACCGCGAGACUGCGCUCCGCUCUAUGAGCGACGUCGAGAUGGACAACUGGAUCAAGGCCCGCAUGUACGACCCUCACACUGAGGUCCGCGCUCUGGAGCGCGAGGUCGGUCACCUUCUCUCCAGCCUCGGCACAAUCUCGCCGCCCCUCACGGCGAACGGCUCCCCUACCGAGGAGAAGAAUGCUAAGCUGUAA
Messenger RNA from Penicillium arizonense, 1806 nucleotides. RefSeq lists its product as uncharacterized. The transcript is spliced from 5 exons. The record is from RefSeq and is a predicted model, not a curated record. Bases 1 to 1806 code for a protein of 601 amino acids. Gene Ontology annotation, cellular component: mitochondrion. Gene Ontology annotation, molecular function: malate dehydrogenase (decarboxylating) (NAD+) activity; NAD binding. Gene Ontology annotation, biological process: malate metabolic process; pyruvate metabolic process. Lineage: Eukaryota; Fungi; Ascomycota; Eurotiomycetes; Eurotiales; Aspergillaceae.